AUGGCUCAUCACGUGGAGCCUAUGGAUGUUGACAGUGAUUUUGAUAAUAAAGAGAACAGUUUACAUCAUAACAAUGUGCUACCAUUUACAGAAAAAGGAUAUGAUGAGUUGGAUGUCUCAGAACUUAACAUGAAACUAAGAUACUCUGUCACGCCUGCGUCGUCACCUAUGUCAAAGAGCUACACAGCCAAUUGCUUCGAUAACAGGAGUUUAGAGUCAGGUGACGAUUCUGUAAAUAUUACUGUUAAUGAAAAUGUAAAUUUAACUCGCUCGCUAAACUCAUCUAUGACCAAAAAUGACAAUGUAUUAAAAUCUCUUAAAGUGUUACCUCUUAAAACGAUCCAUACAGAUCAAUAUGUUGACAGUAAUAGAAAUAAUUCUGUACUUAGGCCAUUAGAGUCUACAGUAUCUUCAGACAAUGCAAAUAUUACUGUGACAGUUAAUGCUCCUAGCGAUAUUGAUGAAAACUUAUCUCUACCAAGCUCUUCAUCGUCUACACUUCAAACCCCUGAGGCUACCACACCCACAAAAGACAUUCCCCUGAAUGAUGGUGGUUCACCAAUUAUGCGGGGACUUAAAAGUGUUUUCAGUAUGUUUAGAUCAUCGCAGAGUCCUAUACCUCCAGCUGAAAUUGAAAGUUUAGUCAAACCUACAAUAAUUAGUAAUGUCAAUGAACAUGACUCGACACAAGGUCAGUUGCAAGCAGUGUUAGCAUCUACACCAAUUGCUGCACAUCGAAAGAAAGAACUAAGUCCUACUAAGAGGAGCAGCCCGCAGAAAGAAAGUAAUAUUGUAUUUAAUGAAGACCUCGAAAAAGAACUGCAAUGGAAGGAUGAAACUACAAUAAUAUUUAGCCAAGAACGGAUUCCAAUACAUAAAUUAAUGUUCCAACAGCAGGAUAGCAAUAAAAUUGGUAAUAAAGAAAUGAUUGAUACACGUGUACAGGAUACAAAUGAUUUAAAUUCCACUGUUGAAUAUAUGGACAUUUCUAAUAACUCGAUCAGAGACACAACUGUUACUAAUAUUAAGGAUGAUAAUAUGCCAGCUGACAGCACACUUGCAGCUGAAUCGGAUACUGAAUUUGUUGACUGUGAAACAACAUUCACAAAGAGUGAGGAUAAUGGUAUUGAAGAUGCUAAUACAACUCCUGUGGGUGACACAUCUGCAGACCUGAAUAUAACACAAGUAAUAGAAAAUAAAAAUGAGAGUGGCUCUAGAUUAAAACAAAUAAUUUUAGAUACUACGCUAGACAUUUUAAAUGCAACUCUUUCUGUAAAACCUGAAGAUUUGCUUCCAGAAGUUUUAGACCAAUCAAAACAUAUCAGUCCUACUAUUGACAAUAAAGCAACAAUUGAAUUAUCUAAAGAAAUCAAUGUAGUGGUAACUUUAGAAGAAGAUCCGAAUGCUACAAAGGUGUUACCUGAAAUGUCAGUAACUCGGUCAGCUGAUGAAACAUUUGAUGCCACAAUCUCAGAUGUAGUUCAGGAUAAAGAUUUAGAAAUAACCCAGACCGAAGAAAGUACUUUCAACGUGACUUUAAAGGGAGACAAAGAUGAUCAAAAUUUGUAUACUACAAUAAGUGAACCUUUUUCACUAGAUAGUAAGUCCAUUGAAGUUCAAAUUUCUUUACCGGUAGACCAACUGAAUAAUAUUUUAGAUAUAGAUUUAAAUAAAACUAAACCUAACAGUUCAGAAGAUGUUAAUGAACAUUGUGUAUCAUCAACUACAGAUCCUACUUCAAGUAAGCACACAACUGAAAAAUCACUUUCUAAUGAAAUUGAAGUCAAUACUGUUAGAGAACCUUCUGUGAAUGAGUUACCUGUUAACAUUCCUCUUCCAGAUGAAGAUGACCUUGAUAAAGAGUUAAUUUUAUCUGCAGACAUAACAACACCUGCCAUACCUGAAAAUCAGCCUCUUGAUCUUGUGGAUGAUAUAAAAUUGUUAUCUGAAUUUAUGGAACCUCUUAAUACUCUAUAUUCUGAUGUGCCAUUGACAGAGGCUGUACAAAAUACAGUUAAUGAUUUUUCACCAACUACUGCUAUAGUUGAAGAUAAUUCUUAUGUCAACAGUCAAACAACUAAUUUACAUCACAGUAUAAUAACAGAGCCGCAUGACAUUGUUAAAGAAAAUAAUGAAAACACUGAUGAUUCAGAACAUGCUAAGGAAAUAAAGAAUGUUAACAUAUUACCAGAAGUAAGCUUGUUGUAUAGCAGACAUGCUAAUGAAUGCGAAAACGUGAGGGAUGCCACUACCAUAGACAAUGAAAUAAAUGUAAUUAAUAAUGUAAAUACAAAUUUUGUUCUUGAAACAAAUGACAAUGGUUGUAAUUUUGAACCUUUGCCUGAUAUUGUUAACCAAACUAUCGCUAUAUCAAACACAGAUAACAUCAAACCACCAGUUAUUGUAUCAGAAGUUUCAACACUAGAAGAAAUGUCAGAUAAUGAUAAUAUUUCCAAUAAGACCAUUGAUCUUGGAGUUCAACUACAUGGAGUAAAUGAAAUAGAAGCUCAAAUAUCCAGUGUAAAUCAGUCUCAACUAAUAAAUAUAGCUGUUAAAGAAAAAAAGGAAUUGAUUCUUACUUCUGAUUUUAAUACAUAUAAUAUGGAUAAUCUACCUAAUGAUAUGAAUGUAACUUGUACCAUUAAUGAUAAUAUUGAAAUAAAUAAUAGUAGAAAUAAUUCUGAAAGAAUUGAAGGAACUUAUCCCAUAAAUGAAUUAACACAAACAGUUACUGAAAAUAUUACAUCAGUUAUGGAGGACCAAGAUGGAGUUGCUCAAAGUACAACAGCAUUAGAACAAGAAGUUGUGCUUUCUGGCAAUAAUAGUCCAUUCACCUUCGUUGAAGCCAUAGAAACGGAACCUAAGGGAGAGACUGCACUUAAAAACUUACUUGCUCCAGAAACUAAGGUGGUAUGUACACCACCUAAUUCUCCACCAAUACAGUCUAAGGGUUAUAACUUUAAUUUUGAUGAUUUAGCUUUUGAAGCAUUUGCUACCAAAACGAAUAUUGGGAUCUCGCCACCGUUUAAUACGCCAAAAAAAAGAACUGAAGCUAAUAUUCAACCUAAAACUGUUGAAAAACCUAUCCCCAAAAAAGACACUAGACGGAAGACGCAAUCUGAUAGAAAAAAGCCUACCACACCAAAGACAAAGCUUAAUUCGACAUAUCAUAGCUCACUGAGUGAUAUUACCACCAAUACUUGCACUGAUAACCUUGAUAUUGGUCCAGCAGAAGAGAUUCAGGUUAAUCCACCAGAUACUAUUGGUCUGAACCCAAACAAUGAAAUCAUUGAUGAAAUAUUAGUAAAUUGUACUUCACCAAAAACAAAGGAAAAAUUAGAAAAUGUAUCAGAGAUUGUAAUAAAGAGUGACUUGGAAUCAAGUCAAAUGGAAAAAACUGUAUCAACUGAAUGUAAUGAAUCUAGCGUUGAAUCUAAUAUAAAUCAAUUAAAGGGAACAUCAUCGUCUGAACAGUCUACGUACGGCACUGCCAGUGACAGCAGUAUUCCUUCUAGAAAUGUUUUCAAUCUACCCGAAAUUGACGAUAUGAACUUUAACCCUUUUACUACUAAAUCUAAAAUGCGUGAAUCACCACCCCCUAGCCCAAAUGUAGAGACCAAUUGUGCGAAAAUUUCUUCUGUAAGCACUUUACAAUUAGAAGAAAAGGUUUUUGGAGCUGAAGAUAAAGUAGAAAAUGAACUAAUGGAAAAGGAUGCUUCAGGGGAUUUGACCUCCACAACUAUUUCAUCUAAAGCAACAGACGAAAGAAAUGUAACGCCCAAAGAGAUUCAUACUGAAGAUGAAGACACUAUGGAAGGGCCUUUUCUCGAAGUCGAUGAUCUGAACUCUGAAGAUAAAAUGUUGGAGUUUGAUGACGAAAACAUUGAUAUGAUGCAAUUUAAUGAAAUACCGCCACAAAGUAAUGAGGAAAAUUUGGACAAUGGUGAGAUGUUCAUUGAUGCAGAAGCAUUUGAAUUUCUUCUAAAUCAAAAUAAAACCAACACUGUUGUGGACAGUGGUAAAGAAAGUUUAUUUCUCAAAUUCGAUCCUUUGUUUGCUAAAAGAAUGUCCGCUAUAACGUCCGAUGGUGUUGUUGCUUCUUUGGCCAAACUUCAGAAUAGACAGAGCACUCCUACAAAACUUGAUCAAAGCUCGCCCAAUAGUAUGCCAGUUGCUGGACCUUCAAACUUAAAUGAAACCCAAGACAUAGAUGUUAGCAAUGCUGAAGACUCGACGGAUGAUAUCAAUAUUACUAUAUCGAAACCAAUGAUGGUAGUUCCACCCGCUGUUAAUCCCGUCACUCCUCGAAACAAGUCCAUUACGCCUAACAGAUCAAAUAGACGUUCUAUUACAUUCACAUCUCCUGCCAUGGCUGUUAUUGAUCGACUACUGUCUUUGAGUGGUAACACUUCGGCACUGUAUGAUACAACUAUAACACAAGUCAGUAGGGAACAAAAUGAAGCUGAUAUAGCACUCUCACAAUUACGAGAAUUAUUAGCUGAGAAAGAAAUUAAUGUUUACAACUUAAGAUCUGAAAGCAAUGAAUUAAAGGAUAGAUUGAAUACAUUAGAAUCUCAUGUAAGAAGCCUUGAAACUGAAAGCCAAGACAGAUUAAAGAAAAUUAAUGAUCUGAAUGAGACACUUGUUGAGAAGACCAAGAUCAAUAGGAGUAUGGCGGCUGUAGUUGAGGAAUAUGAGAGGACGAUAGCUAGUUUGAUUGCGGAGACAGCGCAAGAUAAGAAAAGACAUGCCGAGGAAAGAAUAAAGUUAAUCAACGAGAGAGAUGAGCAGACAGCCCACCUGGCAAGUAUGGAAGUAUCAUUCAGCGAUCUCCACAGCAAGUACGAAAAGAGCAAGCAAAUAAUACUAAAUUGCAAAGCAAAUGAAGAAACAUACAAAAAAUCUAUAAAAGAAUUUGAGGAAAAUUUCACAAAAAUGCAAAAUAAUUACGAGCUGCUUAAGCAACAUGCAACCUCCAAAUUGAAUCGCGCAAAUCAGGAGAUGGAAAAGAUAAACAGGGCACAUGAGGCUGAAGUGUUAAAACUAAAUGCCAUGAUCAAAAGAAAGGAGCUGCACAUAACUUCACUAGAAGAAUCCCUCAUUCAGAAGACCAAAGCGAAUGAAGAGCUUACAGCUAUAUGUGAUGAGCUUAUUAACAAAGUGGGAUGA
Molecule: messenger RNA, 5169 nt
Organism: Arctia plantaginis
Lineage: Eukaryota; Metazoa; Arthropoda; Insecta; Lepidoptera; Erebidae
Source: the annotation of a GenBank genome assembly